This is a messenger RNA of Botrytis sinoallii, 1350 nucleotides long. RefSeq lists its product as uncharacterized. Bases 1 to 1350 code for a protein of 449 amino acids. The record is from RefSeq and is a predicted model, not a curated record. The transcript has 2 exons. NCBI's taxonomy places the organism in Eukaryota, Fungi, Ascomycota, Leotiomycetes, Helotiales, Sclerotiniaceae.
AUGUCGGUCGAUAUACAGCAACGUCAAGCUCGGAAUAUCGGAUUUGGGGCUUUAAUCCUCCUCAUAAUUAUCUGGACAGUCAAACUCUCUAAUCCGAACCACGAUGCUAUUAACUUUUAUUCGAAUCACACGAAAAGUUUCAACUCAUCGAAACUAGCAUUUUCCCUUCCGAAUUUGUUCUCUGGGGACAAUUCAAAUGCUACAACGCAAGCGAAUCUUGUAACGGAUGAAUUUGGAGAUUACUUCAACGGAACAAUUUUCAAUAAAGUGGCGGUGAUCAUAGAGGAUAGCUAUCGUCCCGAAGUUAUACCUCUAGUUCUGCAUUUUGGCAGUGUCCUCGGUCCAACAUGGCCCAUACUUAUAUAUACGUCAAUCGAAGACGUUGCCAGGUUUUCCACAUCUGCGGCACUCUCUCGAUAUCUUAAACAAGAUCUCAUUCAAAUACGAAAUCUCCCGCAGACUGUUCUUUUUACAGACCUCAAAGCAAGAAACAAAUUCAUGACGGAUUCAUGGUUAUGGGAGAAUCUCGCACCGGCAGAGCACAUCCUGCUUUUUGACAGCGAUAGCAUGUUGUGUUCUAAUGCUGCAACGAGUGUUGAUGACUUUUUUGCUUAUGACUUGAUUGGAACGCCUGUCAAGGAUAAGGGUCAUAGGGGAGGAUUGAGUAUGAGGAAAAGAAGUAGCAUGCUAAGAGUUCUAGAAAAUUGGGACUUUGCUGACGAUAUGAAGAGAAUAGAGGACGAGAAGAAGAGGAAAGAAGAAAAGCAAAAGAAAGAGGAAGAGCAGAAGAAGAAGGAGGAAGAGCAGAAGAAAAAAGAAGAAGCUCAGAAGAAGAAAUCAGAGGAAGAAAAGAAGAAGAAAAUGGACCAGGAAAUCAAAAAGAAGCUGGAAGACGAGAGAAAAAAAUUGCAGGUGGAGAAUCAACAGGACACCAAGAAAGAAGACAAAGGCAAGCAAGUUGAUCAAGAAGCACAGGUAAAUGGAAAUGGAAAGGAGAAUGAGAAGCAGAACAACAAGAGAGAGAAGAAUGAGGAGGAAGAACCAGAAGAAGAAUUGGCAGAAGAUCGAUGGUAUCAAGAAAAAUUACGAAAGCUACAAGGCGACGAAGAAAGUAUUGGCAUUGAUCCAGAAGAAGACGGCGCGGUCAAUUUGCCCACCGAAGAAGUCACACGUACAUUCAGUGUUGAAUCAAUCGACUAUCCACACCCAUUGGGAUUACAUCGCGUACACAAGUGGAAAGAGGAUCAGAUGGAUAAAUUACUUGAUUGGUGCCCAGAAUAUAGACUAUGUUCUGUAUCGCAUCACGGGAAGGAGUUUCCAACUUUUGCAAAUGGAGGUGUAGGAUGGUAA